Messenger RNA from Helicoverpa zea (corn earworm), 2492 nucleotides. RefSeq names its product gamma-soluble NSF attachment protein-like. Gene Ontology annotation, biological process: intracellular protein transport. The coding region runs from base 129 to 1118 and encodes 329 amino acids. NCBI's taxonomy places the organism in Eukaryota, Metazoa, Arthropoda, Insecta, Lepidoptera, Noctuidae. Gene Ontology annotation, molecular function: soluble NSF attachment protein activity; syntaxin binding. The record is from RefSeq and is a predicted model, not a curated record. The transcript is spliced from 8 exons. Gene Ontology annotation, cellular component: SNARE complex; vacuolar membrane.
UUUACAAGAUGGUUGCUUGUGUUAUCUUCUUGUCCACUUUAUAUUGAUUUCUCUCACACUAUCACAUCGCUAAGUACUUACAUCUCAUUUAAAAUAAAUAUCCAAUAAUACAUUACACUUAGUUAGCCAUGUCGGUUAAACUGUACGAAGCGCGAGAGCACGUCAAGGCGGCAGAAAAAUUCCUGAAGACGGGACUUCUCCGUUGGAAACCGGACUACGAUUCUGCAGCCGACGAAUACAGCCAGGCGGCCCAAUGCUUCCGCAUAGCCCGAGACCUGGUGAACUCGAAGGAUUGUCACCUCAAGGCUUCCGACUGCUACAAGAAGAACCGGUCGUUCUUCCACGCGGCAAAGGCUCUGGAAAACGCCAUCAUUGUCUGCAAGGAAACUGCUUUGCCUGACGAGAUUUACUCCCUGGCGACGGAAUCGUCAAGUUUAUACCAGCAGCACGGGUCGGGCGACAGCGGCGCCAGUGUGCUGGACAAGGCUGCUAAGAUCCUCGAGGAGAACUCCCCCGAACUGGCUGUCAAGUUGUUCCAGCAGGCUGCUGAUGUGUCUUCUACGGAGAGCAGUCAGCACCAGGGUUCGGAGUACAUCAGCAAAGCUUCGCGCAUACUCGUCAAACUACAAUGGUAUGACCAAGCAGUGGACAGUCUCCGUCGCGAGAUCGGCUUUCACCAGGAGUCUGGCAACACCGGAGCUAUUGGUCGUCUGACCGUCGCAAUCGUACUGGUGCAACUGGCCAGGGGUGAUGCUGUGGCUGCUGAGAAGGCUUAUAAGGAAUGGGGCAGCAACUGCGAGGUAGCCGAAAUGCAAACCCUAGAACAAAUUCUCCAAGCGUACGACGAAGAAGACAGAGAGUCCGCCAAGAGAGCCCUAGCGAGCCCCUUCAUUCGUAACAUGGACGUGGAGUACGCCAGGCUGGCGGCCACCGUGCCGCUGCCCGAAGCCAUGGAGCCCGCGCCCAGGGCUUCGGUCCGGGAGAACGCGGCGCCGUCCUACGUCAGUCCCAACGCACAGUCCACUACCACUGCGCAAGUACUGAACGAGGAAGAGGAAUCUCCUUACGCGCCGGUCACAUACGCCAAGAAAUCUGACGACGAUGAAGACCUAUGUUAAACAUCAAUUUAUCUACAUUUAUUUCAUUAUUAUUAUUACGAACAUUGUACAUUAACGAGCCCGAACUAACAUGUACUCUGACAAAAAAUCUCUGAAGACCCGUACAUAAAAAAAAAAUAUAUAUUAAAGAUUAUUUUACGAAUAUCGUAAGAUAAUUGAAUCUUUACCAUACCUAACGAUGCGGUUGUUACGGGUAGUCAGAAGCCAGUCUGACAACCAGUCUUACCAAAGUGUAUUGGUAUGCCCGGGUGACUGGGUUGAGGAGGUCAGAUAGACAGUCGUUCCUUGUAAAACUCUGGUACUAAACUGUAUAUGGUUAGACUGGAAGCCGACCCCUACAUAGAUGGGAAAAGGCUAGUCAAAUGAUGAUAUGUUACUACAAAACUUUUGUAGCUGUCAUUAAGAACAAGGCAGAUAUCAUCAGGCGAAUUGAAACAUCUCACACGUUUUUUGUCGAAAUAUGAAAGUUCAGGCUUGUUAAGAUACUUCGUAUAUUAUAUAAUUGUUUAGUUCGCCUACCAACAACAAUGAUAGCACUAUAAUAUGAUUAUUUUGACAAAUAAUGUUUUUUUUUUUGGAGUUUUGGUGAUGUCACCAAUUUUCUUUAUUACUUAUUUUGUCUUUCAGUUGUAUAUAUAGCAUUUAAGUUGAUCUGUUUCUUGUGGUUACACCUUUCCGCAAUCGGGUAAAUAGUAGCCCAUGUCACUACCUGUUUGUGUGCCAACUUUAAUUUUAAAUAGAUUUAGCUUUGACUUGGAGUUACUUUGCAUUUAUAGUAUUAGUAAAAUGUUAUUUAUUUAUUUACAUACACAAGCUUAGAUCUACUAUUACAGGACGUGCCUAAUGCGGCAGAUAAGUUCUUAUUAUUUCUAAACUAAAAUAAAAUAACCCAGGUGACUUCUAACCAAAGUGUCAUAAAGAACUUUUGAAACCUUCAUAUUAUAUUCCUUUAUUAUUUGUUUCUUAAUACUGUUAUAGUGCUAUCGGCAAAACAUUUGACAGAGAUGGGAAGAUUCUUUUUAUAAUAAUUUAUAGUAAAAAGCAGUCAUUAGCCUAAUGUAAGUGAAUUCACUAAAAGUAUGAAAAGUGAGUUUAAAGCCGUCUCGGUUGAACUGUAGGCCUUAAAUUAUGUUAGGCUGUUAGCUAAAGUUAUUUAUAACGUGCUUCGUAUAUGUUGGUUAUUAUUUAAGUGAUCGCCAUCGCCCAUCCAUCGCUACUUCACAAAGUUAAGAUUCAUUCAUAUAGACAGACAUUUGAGCUCACUAGACAUGUGAUGUGAGACAUUGACAACAAAAUACUGUUUAAAAAUUAAAAUAGUUUCAUUUUUCAAGAAAUUGUACUUUUGACCGAAAAUAAACAAGGCUUGGGCACCAA